Punctularia strigosozonata HHB-11173 SS5 is the source of this 525-nucleotide messenger RNA. RefSeq lists its product as uncharacterized. The transcript is spliced from 3 exons. The record is from RefSeq and is a predicted model, not a curated record. Lineage: Eukaryota; Fungi; Basidiomycota; Agaricomycetes; Corticiales; Punctulariaceae. The coding region runs from base 1 to 525 and encodes 174 amino acids.
AUGCCUUUGGACGUGUUCAUUGCGCGCCGUCUGCUCCUGUUGAUCUUAAGCUUGCUGAAUUUCCGCGCGACCGACGACGGCGUGUCCUGCCUCAAGGGCUGGAAGGACUCCGCGAAUGCCGAGGAGAACCUCAGUACUCACCGCCGGUCCACGGAGAGCGCGAUCGGCAUCGGCGCCGUCACCGUCUACUCCUCUAGCGAUGCGAUCCACGCCGUCGAACUUCGCUCAUCACCCCCGCCUUGCUUUGCGACGCCGCAAACACCGUUCGGCGAAUCAGGACCCUCUGCCAAAUCCUACGCGCCGCAUGGACCCCCAGACGCGCAUGACGAUAUCUCGAUCCAUACCGAAGAACAGGACGACCUGCCAAAACUCGUUACCGACCUCCUCGGCGAUGCCCGAUUCUCAUGGUCGCCCCGCUGUGCGUGCGAGAUGCUCCGCUGGUGCAUCGCGCACGGUGUGAAGGUCUACCGGUACAUGUUCGACGAGGAGGCGCCGCCCAAAGCCACCUCCGGCGUGAAGGUUUGA